Messenger RNA from Thamnophis sirtalis, 445 nucleotides. Lineage: Eukaryota; Metazoa; Chordata; Lepidosauria; Squamata; Natricidae. The record is from RefSeq and is a predicted model, not a curated record.
CUCUUCGCUCAGCAGCUCUCCCCCUCUGCGGGGCCUGGGAGCCUCCCCGCCUCCUGAGCCUCCCCCCCCUCUGCACCCCUCCAUGAUCGGCUCCGCCAUGACCAGCUCCAUCGGUGGGCUGGGCUCCCCCUUCCCGGUCAUCAGCUCCUCCAUGGGCUCCCCGGGACUCCCGGCCACCCCCUCCAUCGGCUACGGGCCCGUCAGCAGCCCCCAGAUCAACUCCACGGUCAACCUGUCCGGCCUCCACUCGGUCAGCAGCUCCGAAGACGUGAAGCCUCCGGUGGGCAUGAGGGUCCUGCCAGGCCACCCCCACAGCGGGCUCGUGCCCGGGAAGCGGCUCUGCGCCAUCUGUGGGGACCGGUCCUCGGGGAAGCACUACGGGGUGUACAGCUGCGAGGGCUGCAAGGGCUUCUUCAAGCGCACCAUCCGGAAGGACCUCACCUAC